UAGAAAUGAAUGUUACAUAAUCAAUUUCUUCCUACACUCAACCAAAAAUUUUUUAUCUCAAGAACAAGAAAAUGCUAAAAUUGAUGUUGGCUUGUUGCAAAGUGUACAUAUCAGAAAGCAGAAACAGGGGAGCUCUUGAAUCAAUUGAAAAAGCUGUCAAAUUGUUUCCAGAAUCCCCCAUUAUCAACAAAUUUGAAGAUGAGAUUUACAACAGAGUUGGAUAUACCCUUGUUUCCAAAAUUUCUCCCAAUUCUUCAUCUGGGUCUUGUUCCUUACCCUUAAAGAAUGCAUCUUUUGCUAUGGUGAAAGCUGCAUUUGAGACAAUUGAUCUCCAAGAACAUUGUGGAACUCAUCCUAGGCUUGGGGUUGUGGACCAUAUCUGUUUCCACCCUUUGGGUACAACUUCUUUGGACCUGGUUGCUGACACUGCUAAGUCUUUGGCAUUUGAAGUUGGUUCUAAUCUUAAAGUUCCAACCUUCUUAUAUGGAGCAGCACAGCAAGAGGGAAGGUCACUUGAUUCAAUCAGAAGGGAGUUGGGAUAUUUCCAUCCUAAUUCAAGUGAGAACCAGUGGAUAGGUGGGACAAAAUUAGAGACGUUGCAACUAAAGCCUGACGAGGGUCCUGCUCACGCGACUCAAGCAAAAGGUGUUAUUACAAUUGGAGCUACAAGGUGGGUUGACAACUAUAACAUUCCAGUCUUCACAAAUGACAUAUCCAUUGUUCGUAAAAUUGCAAAGAGAGUCAGUGGCAGAGGAGGUGGACUUCCAUCAGUUCAAUCCAUGGCGUUAACUCACGGAGGUGGGACAAUUGAGGUUGCUUGCAACUUACUAGAACCUGCUAGAAUUGGUGGUAACCAAGUGCAGCUUGAAGUUGAGCGACUUGCUAGGGAAGAAGGUAUUUCUGUGGGGAAAGGAUACUAUACCGAUCUCUCAGAAGAAAAAAUAAUCGAAAGUUACUUGAAACUAGUUCAACAUUCUGACUAGCGAAGCUAUAGGAAAAAAUUAUUCUAUCCAUCGUUCCUAUUUUCCUUCUCUCUUUUCGCGCAUUUUGCCAAGAUUUUUGGAACAUUUGAUCUUGAACUCUAGCCUCCAGAACUAAGCAAUAAUAUGUUUGUGUAAAAUCUUGAAUAUUUUUUUUCACAUUUGGUCAUAGCACACAAUAUUGUGCUCAUACUACAUUUCUGAAACAUUCUUAUUGUAUAUCCAAUUUUGUAAUCUUAAUGCUCAUUGUUUUAAGGAUUCUCUCCA
This is a messenger RNA of Solanum stenotomum, 1247 nucleotides long. RefSeq lists its product as uncharacterized. The record is from RefSeq and is a predicted model, not a curated record. Gene Ontology annotation, molecular function: transferase activity; folic acid binding. NCBI's taxonomy places the organism in Eukaryota, Viridiplantae, Streptophyta, Magnoliopsida, Solanales, Solanaceae. The transcript is spliced from 2 exons. Bases 72 to 983 code for a protein of 303 amino acids.